AACGAACUCAAAAUUUUAAUAAACAUAAUUGAAGAAACUCAAAGUAAAAAUUCAUAUGUAAAAUAUGGUAGAUAUAUUGAAGAUUGUGCCAAAAAUCUAGGAUGGCACGAACUUUUAUGUGACUCUGUAUAUGAUCCUUUACGACUUGUAGAAGCAAAAAAUCAGAUUAUAAAUCUACAAUACAAAAAUGUAAACGAUGUUGUGAAGACUAUAGCUCAAACUUUACCAAGCAUGUUAUUAAGUCCUAAUAACUUGAUUCUUUCUGAGAUAUUGGAUAUUCCUACUUUGACAAGUGAAAGCUCUCCAAUAAAGACAUCUUUAAAAAAGAAGAAAUUAUGGAAAUUAGUUAAAAAACCAAUAAAGUUUUUAUUACUACCGGAUAAUGUAGAACAAUUUGUUAUAAAAGUAUGGAAAAAUUCUGAAUACCAAACAUGUCGACCAAAUAUCAACGAAUCCACUUGGGGUCAUAAUGUGAUAAAACCUAUCAUCGAUUUUAUUGAAUACGAUCUAGAGACAGAAAUCUUAAUAAGAUGGGAUGCAAUCACUAGCCAAGCGAGCUUAGACAGAAAUGGUGAUAAAGGUCCUAUUAAAAAAUACGAUAUAUUUGAUGAAACCCUCAUUCAUUCAAUUGAAGACAGAAUUAAGUUAGGAAAAGGAGCAAAGGAUUCAUUAGAUAGUAUAUUAAGAACUUAUUCCAAAUCACCAAAUUUUAAUUUAACAAAUUUAAAAAUCUUUUUGUUAUAUUCACAUGGGACAAAGUUGGAAUUUUUAAUUUUUGAUAAAAAAUAUUCACCAAUGUUCAGAAUAAGAAGAUUAGCAAUUAUUGAAAUCCCCUUUAAAAAGGGAUCACAUUUAUUAGAAUUAAUUAAAGUUGUGCACACCUUUAAAAGUCUUAUAGAAGAAACUGUAGUAAAUAUAAAAUUUUUUAAAAAAGCAAAAAAAUAUACUAAUUAUGUUAUUAAUGAUGAUGAUAAAGACGAAGAGGAUGAGGAUGAUGAAGGAAGUGAAAAUUAUGAAAGUGAAGAUAAUGGAAGUAAUGAUGAAAGAAGAGAAGAUUAUGAAGAUAAUGAAAGUAAAGAAGAUAAAGAGAAUGAACAUGAAGAAUUAGAGAAUGAAACAAUCAAAA
Messenger RNA from Dentiscutata heterogama, 1126 nucleotides. Lineage: Eukaryota; Fungi; Glomeromycota; Glomeromycetes; Diversisporales; Gigasporaceae. The record is from the annotation of a GenBank genome assembly.